Messenger RNA from Drosophila obscura, 1465 nucleotides. RefSeq lists its product as uncharacterized. The record is from RefSeq and is a predicted model, not a curated record. The transcript has 2 exons. NCBI's taxonomy places the organism in Eukaryota, Metazoa, Arthropoda, Insecta, Diptera, Drosophilidae. The coding region runs from base 85 to 894 and encodes 269 amino acids.
GGAUUUCAUUUGAAUUCCAUUUUGAUUAGACACACACAAACACACACACACUCGAAAAUAGUUCGAAUAAAUCCCCGAGUCAGCAUGUGGAACUACGGAGAGUGCCGGGCACCGGGAUUGCCGCAGGAGGAGAGCGAAAUACUGACCAGCGGACCUGAACCAACGUGCACCGGCGGUGAGGAGGAGGAACAGCGGGAUCUGGACGCCCUCUACGACGAACUGGAGGCCUUUAAGCAGCGUCUCUGGGUGCUGCGCAGCAAGCUGGUGACCAGCCCCAAAGAUCAGUGCGAAGCGCAGGCAGCGCUAGCGGACACGGACGAGUCGUUUUUUACCGCACAGAGCCGUCAGUUGGUAGCCCUGCGCCGCCAGAACUGCGUGCUACGGUGCCAGCUCCAAUUGAUGGCCGCACACCUGAACGACAGCCGCAAGGAGCUGAAGGAGGUGGAUGGGUGGCGCUGCCUGCUCGCCACACGCAUUCAGCGGAUGCGCCGAGAGUUGGACAUCUUCGAGGAGUUCAAGUUGCAGGCCAUCCACCACUUUGGGCUGUGCAUCGAGCGCUGGGAGCAGCACAAGGCGUGCAAGAUGGACAACAUUGUGUACCAGCAGCGGAUGCGGCUGCUCAUCCAGCACAUCGAUGGCAGGCGGGUGCAGCUGGUCCCGAUACAUUGCCACCGCCAGACUUGCCAGCAGUUUCGCACCGAGAUCAUACAAACUCGCAUCUUCCUGCUCAAUCUGUUCGAGAGCAUGCUCAACCACUUCAGUUUCUUCAACCGGCAGUUUAGCGUCAAGACCUACUUUGUAGAGACUGACAUCCAAAAGUCAAUCAUCUCCAACGCCCCCUCCUCCCCACCCAACUCAAUACGCUCUGAGUUUCGCGAUUCAAGUGAGAUUUGAGUGGUCCUCCCUUCACCCUUCACCCUCCUCUCUCAACUCUUAACUUUUGGCAAUUAAUGUUGAUUUUUAUUCUCCAAAUUUACGGGGGGAUGUGGCAGUGUUGGGUGGGGUAGGGUCUGUUUGUAAUUGCUUUGGAACUGUCGCCCAAUUAGGGUUAUUGACGUUUUGCGGCCUUAAUGGCCCCUUUGUGGCCCAUUCCCGUUUCUGUUUGCCCAUAAUACUCGUACAAUAAUUACCAAAAUUUCAACUCUGCGAAAAGUGCCUUAAAGUGGGGAUAUCAUGGACACUCGAGGCUUCCUAAUCCGACUUUCGACGCCCAUCCAAAUGUGCACGCAUUCCCACCAGGAUAAGAUGGCAAGCGGCUAAAAAGGAAACGGCAUCAGAUAAAACAAAAGCAGAUUUGUUUUUCCUUUACCCCCCGUACAAAGAAACAAAAAAAAAGGAACCAAAUCCCCGCCACAGAAAGAGACAUACAUAGAGAGGAAGUUGAGCUGACAGCCGGGAGCUAAGCGCCGGCAGGAAUGGCUGAAAUCCUUAUCCUGCUCCGGCUCCACUUCUCGUGGUCCUCCUU